CGGAAGUCAGGGAGCAGCAGUAGAGGAGCCAGAGGACAUGGCGUUUAAUGAGGAGAUACUGAAGAGACAACUGGGGAAGUAUAAAUUCCGGGAUUUAACAAUCAAUGAAAUGAAGGAUGUGCAUCAAAAAUUCCCUGAUCUUAAAUCUUCACAGGACACAUACACUUUCAGUGAUGGCUCGCAGAAAGAUUUGUUGAAUAUAAUUGGAACCAUUCCAGUACGACAUCAAGGAUUUCCCUAUAAUAUUCCUAUUCGAAUAUGGAUUCUUGACUCUCAUCCCUUUGGUCCUCCUUUGUGUUUCCUGAGACCAACAUCCAAGAUGGUCUUACGCGUUGGAAAGCAUGUGGACACAGGGGGACGCAUCUAUUUGCCAUACCUGCAACACUGGAGUCAUCCAAAGACGAAUAUCACUGGUUUGCUGAAUGAUAUGAUCGCAAAGUUUGAGGAAGUAAUACCAUUGUAUACGAAACGCUCUGCUGAGGCUCCAUCCUUGACGGAUCUCAACACCAUCAUAGCCAAGAUUUCAUCGGGUGCCUCUGAUAUCAGUGCUGAGCCACCAAUGCAAGCUGCCGACUAUCACCCCAGCAAAGUCACGGUGCUCGGAACUGGUGAUUUGGGAAUGGCGUGCACCAUGAGCAUCUUGGCGAAGGAUAUUGUGGAAAAAAUAGUAUUUAUUCCUACCACAGAAAAUACAGUGAAGAGUGGAACAUUGGACAUGGAGAUCUUCCAUCUGCCCAAAGUUGAAUUCAGCAGAGAUUACUCGAAAUCGGCAGAUUCUUCUGUGGUGAUCGUCACUGCCAACACCUGGGGUGAUGAGGAGUCCUACCUGGAAGCUUUGCAGAGCAACGUGGACUUGUUCAGGAAUAUCAUCCCCAACAUCGUGCAACACAGUCCCAACUGUGUUCUUGUUAUUGCCUCCCAGCCAGUUGACGUGAUGACAUAUGUGAGCUGGAGGCUGAGUAGGUUUCCUCCGCAUCGUGUGAUUGGGACAGGUUGUAAUCUGGAUACUCGCCGCUUCCAGUACAUCCUGGGGAAAUCAGUGAAAAUGUCACCGGCUGAAACGGAGGCCUGGAUCAUUGGAGAGCACGGGGGUAAUGAAGUGUGUGUGUGGAAAGGCUUGGAAGGGGAUAAUGGCCAGAAUAAUAACCCGGGUAUGGUAACGGACCAUGAAACAUGUAAACAGCAGGCAUACAGGGCUUUUAAAGGGUUAAAGGAUAAAAGUCAAAGGUCGUGGUCUGUUGGCUUGUCCGUGACUGAUUUAACUGAGACUGUCUUAAGAAAUCUGGAUCAUUCGCACUCUGUCUCCACGCUGGUGAAGGGCUGGUACGGAAUCAGCAGCGAGGUGUUCCUCAGCCUGCCAUGUACACUAACCAGGGCUGGAGUGGUCAGUGUAAGUGCGCCAAAAAUAUCGGAGCAAGAUGAAGAAAUGUUGCAGAACAGUGCAGCAACUCUCCAAAACCUCUUUCAGCAACUGAAGAUUUGAGCUGCUUUAGACUUCGGAGAUACAGCGCGGAAACAGGCCCUGGGACCCACCACAUUCGCACUGACCAGCAAUCAUCUGUACACUAACACUAUCCUAUGCACUAGGGACAAUUUCCAAUUUUACCGAAGCCAAUUGACCU
Messenger RNA from Amblyraja radiata (thorny skate), 1622 nucleotides. RefSeq names its product UEV and lactate/malate dehyrogenase domains (gene uevld). Bases 38 to 1483 code for a protein of 481 amino acids. Gene Ontology annotation, biological process: pyruvate metabolic process; lactate metabolic process; protein modification process. NCBI's taxonomy places the organism in Eukaryota, Metazoa, Chordata, Chondrichthyes, Rajiformes, Rajidae. Gene Ontology annotation, molecular function: L-lactate dehydrogenase (NAD+) activity. The record is from RefSeq and is a predicted model, not a curated record. The transcript has 12 exons.